Penicillium pulvis is the source of this 1669-nucleotide messenger RNA. Its product is annotated as succinate--CoA ligase (GDP-forming) subunit beta. Gene Ontology annotation, molecular function: succinate-CoA ligase (ADP-forming) activity; ATP binding. Gene Ontology annotation, cellular component: mitochondrion; succinate-CoA ligase complex. The coding region runs from base 131 to 1462 and encodes 443 amino acids. The record is from RefSeq and is a predicted model, not a curated record. Gene Ontology annotation, biological process: tricarboxylic acid cycle; succinyl-CoA metabolic process. Lineage: Eukaryota; Fungi; Ascomycota; Eurotiomycetes; Eurotiales; Aspergillaceae. The transcript has 6 exons.
CCGCGACUGCAAUGUCAACCCGAGAAAAAGAAGAAACAGCUUUCUCCCCCGAGUUCCCGAUAUCCUUUCCCUUAACUCCCCAAGGGCUCAGAACCACCAUUCCUCUCCUCUCUUUCUCCCUAAUUUCAUCAUGUUCAAUCUUGCCCGCGGUCGUUCCGUUGCUACCGCCUUCCGGGCUGCGACAAAGCCUUCCGUCUCUUCUCGCCUGGGUCAGCAGCAGCGCAACCUGUCUAUCCACGAGUACCUCUCCGCGCGCCUCCUGAAGCAGUACGGUGUUGGUGUGCCCAAGGGUGAGGUCGCUCACACCCCUGAGGAGGCUGAGGCCGUUGCCCGGUCCAUCGGUAACGAUGACAUGGUCAUCAAGGCCCAGGUUCUUGCCGGUGGCCGUGGUAAGGGUCACUUCACUAACGGUCUUAAGGGUGGUGUCCGGGUUAUCUACUCUCCUACCGAGGCCAAGAUGUUCGCCGACCAGAUGAUCGGCCAGAAGCUCAUCACCAAGCAGACUGGUGCCGCUGGUCGCGCCUGUAACUCUGUCUACAUCUGUGAGCGCAAGUUCGCUCGCCGUGAGUUCUACCUCGCUGUCCUCUUGGACCGUACUACCCGUGGUCCCGUCAUCGUCGCCUCCUCCCAGGGUGGUAUGGAUAUCGAGACUGUCGCCAAGGAGAACCCCGAUGCCAUCCUCACCACUCCCAUUGAUAUUCACGUCGGUGUCACCGACGAGAUCGCCCGCACCAUCGCUACCGACCUUGGUUUCUCCGAGCAGUGCAUCGAGGAGGCCAAGACCACCAUCCAGAACCUCUACCGUGUCUUCAUGGAGAAGGAUGCCACUCAGCUCGAGAUCAACCCCCUGUCCGAGACCUCCGACCACCAGGUUCUGGCCAUGGAUGCCAAGCUCGGAUUCGACGACAACGCCGAGUUCCGCCAGAAGGACAUCUUCGAGCUGCGCGAUGAGAGCCAGGAGGAUGCUGAUGAGGUCAAGGCUGCUGAGCACGGCCUGAACUUCAUCAAGCUUGAUGGUGACAUUGGUUGCCUCGUCAACGGUGCCGGUCUCGCCAUGGCCACCAUGGACAUCAUCAAGCUGAACGGUGGUAGCCCCGCCAACUUCCUUGACGUCGGUGGUGGUGCUACCCCCGCUGCUAUCAAGAGCGCUUUCGAGCUGAUCACCAGCGACCCCAAGGUGUCUGCCGUCUUCGUCAAUAUCUUCGGUGGUAUCGUCCGCUGUGACGCCAUCGCUCAGGGUCUCAUCAACGUUGUCAACGAGAUGAACCUGCGCACCCCCAUCAUUGCCCGUCUCCAGGGUACCAACAUGGAGCAGGCUCACAAGCUGAUCAACGAGUCUGGUCUUAAGAUCUUCUCCAUUGAGGACCUCCAGACCGCCGCUGAGAAGUCCGUCCAGUUCUCCAAGGUCGUCAAGAUGGCCCGCGAGAUCGAUGUUGGUGUCGAGUUCACCCUGGGUAUCUAAGGGAUUCCCUUAAGGUUGAAGUCAUAGAUAAGGGCAUGCAUUUGGGAGCCCGCGGGCGUGUUGUAGCGACUUAUUAGAGAAUCCCUGUGGACGCUGCGAUGCCCGUUCCUGUGUCAUUUAUUUUUCUUUUGUCACUGUAUUCUUGAGUGUUUCUAGGUCCUUUUUAUAUUAUGAUGUCCUAAUUGGAAGAGGAUGUGAGGUUUGAAA